Orycteropus afer afer is the source of this 930-nucleotide messenger RNA. Its product is annotated as olfactory receptor 4C11-like. Gene Ontology annotation, cellular component: membrane. The record is from RefSeq and is a predicted model, not a curated record. Gene Ontology annotation, biological process: G protein-coupled receptor signaling pathway. Gene Ontology annotation, molecular function: G protein-coupled receptor activity; olfactory receptor activity. Lineage: Eukaryota; Metazoa; Chordata; Mammalia; Tubulidentata; Orycteropodidae. The transcript has a single exon. The coding region runs from base 1 to 930 and encodes 309 amino acids.
AUGCAACAAAACAAGAGUAUAACUGAGUUCAUAUUCUUAGGACUGACCCGGGAUCCUAUGAAACAGAAAAUGGUGUUCAUAUUUGUCUUAUUUUUCUACACUGGAACUUUGGUGGGAAAUUUGCUCAUUAUUGUGACCAUCAAGUUCAGCCGGACCCUUGGGACUCCCAUGUACUUCUUCCUGUUUUAUUUGUCCUUUGCUGAUACCUGCUUUUCAACUUCCAUAACCCCAAGAUUAAUUGUGGAUGCUAUCUCUGAAAAGAAAGUCAUAUCCUACAAUGAAUGCAUGAUGCAAGUCUUUGCACUGCAUUUAUUUGGUGCUAUGGAGGUUUUUGUCCUCAUGAUCAUGGCAUUUGAUCGCUAUGUGGCCAUCUGUAAACCCUUGCAUUACAUGACCAUUAUGAGACGACAAGUUUGUACCAUCUUGAUUAUUAUAUGCUGGAUUUUUUCUUUUAUACAUUCUACAACUCAAAUUGCCCUGACCUUGAAACUGCCCUUCUGUGGACCCAAUAUGAUAGAUCAUUAUUGCUGUGAUUUGCAGCCCUUAUUAAAACUUGCCUGUAUGGAUACUUAUGUGAUCAACCUACAGUUGGUGGCCAAUAGUGGGGCCAUUUGCGUAAGUGGUUUCGUGCUACUGAUGAUCUCGUACUUUAUUAUCUUGCAUUCUCUGAGAAAUCACAGUGCAGAAGGGAGGAGAAAAGCCCUUUCCACUUGCACCUCUCACAUCUUUGUAGUCAUCUUAUUUUUUGGUCCAACUAUAUUCAUAUAUACACGUCCACCAACCACUUUCUUCAUCGACAAGAUGGUGGCAGUAUUUUAUACCAUUGCGACACCAUUUCUCAAUCCUCUCAUCUACACACUAAGGAAUACAGAAGUGAAAAAUGCCAUGAAAAAGUUAUGGAGUAUCAAAAUUACCUCGGAUAUCAAAUGA